Molecule: messenger RNA, 12077 nt
Organism: Suricata suricatta (meerkat)
Lineage: Eukaryota; Metazoa; Chordata; Mammalia; Carnivora; Herpestidae
Gene: SPEN
Product: spen family transcriptional repressor
Exons: 15
Coding region: 85-11079 (3664 amino acids)
Biological process (GO): regulation of transcription by RNA polymerase II
Cellular component (GO): nucleus
Molecular function (GO): mRNA binding
Source: RefSeq, a predicted model, not a curated record
GGCGCCCGCCUCCCGGCGCUGACGGGCUCGUACGAAGCCGGCGAGGGAGAACCCGCACCAGCGGUCGCCGGCACACCGCCCAGCAUGGUCCGGGAAACCAGGCACCUCUGGGUGGGCAACUUACCGGAGAAUGUGCGGGAAGAGAAGAUCAUCGAGCAUUUCAAACGAUAUGGCCGAGUGGAAAGUGUCAAAAUUCUCCCCAAGAGGGGAUCUGAAGGAGGAGUGGCAGCCUUUGUGGAUUUUGUGGACAUCAAAAGUGCACAGAAAGCUCACAACUCAGUCAACAAAAUGGGAGAUAGAGACCUACGCACGGAUUAUAAUGAACCAGGCACCAUUCCAAGUGCUGCUCGGGGAUUGGAUGAUACAGUUUCCAUAGCAUCUCGUAGUAGAGAGGUUUCUGGGUUCAGAGGAGGUGGUGGAGGACCUGCUUAUGGCCCCCCACCAUCACUUCAUGCACGAGAAGGACGUUAUGAGCGGAGACUUGAUGGGGCUUCAGAUAACAGGGAGCGUGCUUAUGAACAUAGUGCCUAUGGACACCAUGAACGGGGGACGGGAGGAUUUGAUCGGACAAGACAUUACGAUCAGGAUUACUAUAGAGAUCCUCGAGAGCGGACUUUACAACAUGGGCUCUAUUAUACUUCUCGGAGUCGAAGUCCAAACCGUUUUGAUGCUCAUGACCCCCGAUACGAACCUAGGGCUCGAGAGCAGUUUACACUGCCCAGUGUGGUCCACAGGGAUAUCUACAGGGAUGACCUUACCCGGGAGGUGCGAGGCAGAAGGCCAGAGCGGAAUUACCAGCACAGCAGGAGUCGGUCACCACAUUCGUCCCAGUCUAGAAAUCCGUCUCCUCAGAGGCUGGCUAGCCAAGCGUCUAGACCCACAAGGUCCCCUAGCGGCAGCGGCUCUAGGAGUAGAUCCUCCAGUAGUGAUUCAAUCAGCAGCAGCAGUAGUACCAGCAGUGACAGCACUGACUCCAGCAGUAGUUCUAGUGACGACUCUCCAGCCCGGUCAGUUCAAUCUGCAGCAGUCCCAGCACCCACUUCCCAGUUGCUUUCAUCCCUGGAGAAAGAUGAGCCGCGUAAAAGUUUUGGGAUCAAGGUUCAGAAUCUCCCAGUACGCUCCACAGAUACAAGCCUUAAGGAUGGCCUUUUCCAUGAAUUUAAGAAAUUUGGAAAGGUGACUUCAGUGCAGAUCCAUGGAACUUCAGAAGAGAGGUAUGGUUUGGUAUUCUUUCGGCAGCAAGAGGACCAAGAAAAAGCAUUGACUGCAUCAAAAGGAAAACUUUUCUUUGGCAUGCAGAUUGAAGUAACAGCAUGGAUAGGGCCAGAAACAGAAAGUGAAAAUGAAUUUCGUCCUUUGGAUGAAAGGAUAGAUGAAUUUCACCCCAAAGCAACAAGAACCCUCUUUAUUGGCAACCUUGAAAAAACCACUACUUAUCAUGACCUUCGCAACAUCUUCCAGCGCUUUGGAGAAAUUGUGGAUAUUGAUAUUAAGAAAGUAAAUGGAGUUCCUCAGUAUGCAUUCUUGCAGUAUUGUGAUAUUGCCAGCGUUUGUAAGGCUAUUAAGAAGAUGGAUGGAGAGUACCUUGGAAAUAAUCGCCUCAAGCUGGGUUUUGGAAAGAGCAUGCCUACAAACUGCGUGUGGUUAGAUGGGCUUUCUUCAAACGUGUCGGAUCAAUAUUUAACACGCCAUUUCUGCCGAUAUGGGCCUGUGUUAAAGGUGGUGUUUGACCGCGUAAAAGGCAUGGCCCUGAUCCUCUACAAUGAAAUUGAAUAUGCACAAGCAGCUGUAAAAGAGACCAAGGGGAGGAAAAUCGGUGGGAAUAAAAUUAAGGUGGAUUUUGCAAAUCGGGAAAGUCAGCUGGCAUUUUAUCACUGUAUGGAAAAGUCUGGUCAAGACAUCAGAGACUUUUAUGAAAUGUUAGCAGAAAGAAGAGAGGAACGGAGGGGAUCUUAUGACUAUAGCCAAGAUCGUACGUAUUAUGAGAAUGUUCGUACACCGGGCACAUAUCCUGAGGACUCCAGACGGGACUAUCCAGCAAGAGGGAGAGAAUUUUAUUCAGAAUGGGAAACUUACCAAGGAGACUACUACGAAUCACGAUAUUAUGACGAUCCUCGGGAAUACAGGGAUUACAGAAAUGAUCCUUAUGAACAGGAUAUUCGGGAAUACAGUUACAGGCAAAGAGAAAGAGAAAGAGAACGCGAAAGAUUUGAGUCUGACCGAGACAGAGACCACGAGAGGCGGCCAAGUGAGCGCAGUCAAAGCCCGGUGCACCUGCGGCGCCCUCAGAGCCCUGGCGCCUCUCCCUCACAGUCCGAGCGGCUGCCAAGUGACUCGGAGAGGAGGAUUUACAGCCGGUCCUCAGACCGGAGUGGAAGCUGUAGCUCACUCUCCCCUCCGAGAUAUGAUAAACUGGACAAAUCUCGUUUGGAACGCUAUACAAAAAAUGAAAAGACCGAUAAAGAAAGGACUUUUGAUCCUGAAAGAGUAGAAAGAGAGAGACGCUUAAUAAGGAAGGAGAAAGUGGAAAAGGACAAAACUGAAAAGCAGAAACGAAAAGGAAAAGUUCAUUCCCCUAGUUCACAGUCUUCAGAGACAGACCAAGAAAAUGAGAGGGAACAGAGCCCCGAAAAAUCAAGGAGUUCUAAUAAACUGAGCAGAGAGAAAGCUGACAAAGAAGGAAUAGCAAAAAACCGCCUGGAGCUCAUGCCCUGUGUGGUUUUGACCCGAGUGAAAGAGAAAGAGGGAAAGGUUAUUGACCAUCCUCCCUUGGAAAAGCUGAAAGCCAAGCUGGAUAAUGACACUGCCAAGUCUUCUGCCCUAGAUCAGAAACUUCAGGUUUGUCAGACAGAGCCCGCAAAGUCUGACUUGUCUAAACUGGAACAGGUUCGAAUGAAAGUACCAAAGGAAAAGGGCCUGUCGAGCCACAUAGAAGUGGUAGAUAAGGAAGGCAGGCUUAAGCCCAGGAAGCACCUAAAAGCAGAGCAGACUGCUGAUGGGGUCAGCGCUGCGGACUUGGAAAGGCUGGAAGCAAGGAAGCGGCGCUUUGCAGAUCCCACUGUGAAAGUAGAAAGGCAAAAAUCUGAAGUCAAGAAAAGUAGUCCAGAGAUGGAAGAUGCUCGGGUAGUUUUAAAAAAGCAGCCUGACCUAUCCUCUAGAGAUGUCAUUCUGCUGAGGGAAGGAGAGUCUGAAAGAAAGCCUGUGAGGAAAGAAAUUCUUAAACGAGAAUCUAAAAAAAUAAAACUAGACAGACUUAAUGCUGUUCCCAGCCCCAAAGAGUGUCAGGAGCUUGCCAGUGUUUCUGUUGGGACUGGCUCAAGGCCCAAUUCAGACCUACAAGCAAGGCUGGGAGAACCAGUAUGUGAAUCUGUUGAAAAUCAAGAAAUCCAGUCAAAAAAACCGAUUGCCUCAAAACCGCAACUCAAACAGCUGCAAUUAUUAGAUGAUCAGGGGCCAGAGAGAGAAGAUAUUAGGAAAAACUAUUGCAGUCUUCGUGAUGAAACACUUGAAUGUAAAUCAAGCCAAGAGAAACCACAUUCAGUAAAUACUGAAGAAAAAAUUGGCAUUGAUAUCGAUCACACGCAGAGUUACCGAAAACAAAUGGAGCAGAGUCGUAGAAAACAGCAGAUGGAGAUGGAAAUAGCCAAGUCUGAGAAGUUUGGCAGUCCUAAAAAAGAUGUAGAUGAAUAUGAAAGACGUAGUCUGGUUCACGAGGUAGGCAAACCCCCCCAGGAUGUCACUGACGACUCUCCUCCUAGCAAAAAGAAAAGGAUGGACCACGUUGAUUUUGAUGUCUGCACCAAGAGGGAGAGGAAUUACAGAAGUUCACGCCAGAUCAGUGAGGAUUCUGAAAGGGCUGGCAGUUCUCCCAGCAUCCGACAUGGCUCUUUCCAUGAAGAUGAUGACCCUAUAGGCUCCCCUAGGCUCGUGUCAGUAAGAGGGUCUCCUAAAGUAGAUGAAAAAGGUCUCCCCUACUCUAACAUCACAGUCAGAGAAGAGUCCUUAAAAUUUAAUCCUUAUGAUUCUAGCAGGAGAGAACAGAUGGCAGACAUGGCCAAACUAAAGCUCUCUGUCUUGAAUUCUGAAGAUGAACUAACCCGGUGGGAUUCUCAAAUGAAACAAGAUGCCAACAGAUUUGAUGUGAGUUUCCCAAAUAGCAUAAUUAAGAGAGACAGCCUUCGAAAGAGGUCUGUACGUGACUUGGAACCCGGUGAGGUGCCUUCUGAUUCUGAUGAAGACGGUGAACACAAAUCCCACUCACCCAGAGCCUCUGUACUGUAUGAAAGUUCUCGGUUGUCUUUUUUAUUGAGGGACAGAGAAGACAAACUACGUGAGCGAGAGGAAAGACUCUCCAGUUCUUUAGAAAGGAACAAGUUCUAUUCUUUUGCACUGGAUAAGACCAUCACACCAGACACGAAGGCUUUGCUUGAAAGAGCUAAAUCCCUCUCGUCAUCUCGAGAAGAAAAUUGGUCUUUUCUUGAUUGGGACUCCCGUUUUGCUAAUUUUCGAAACAACAAAGAUAAAGAGAAGGUUGACUCUGCUCCAAGACCUAUUCCAUCCUGGUACAUGAAAAAGAAGAAAAUUCGGACUGAUUCUGAAGGAAAAAUGGAUGAUAAAAAAGAUGACCAUAAAGAAGAAGAACAGGAAAGACAGGAAUUAUUUGCUUCUCGUUUUUUACACAGCUCAAUCUUUGAACAAGAUUCCAAGCGAUUGCAGCAUCUGGAGAGGAAAGACGAGGAAUCAGACUUCAGUGCUGGCAGGUUGUAUGGGAGGCAGACGUCUGACGGAGCAAACAGCACGGCCGAUGUGAUGCAAGAGCCCGUAGUCCUCUUCCAUAGCAGAUUUAUGGAACUCACACGAAUGCAACAGAAAGAAAAGGAAAAAGACCAAAAACCCAAAGAGGCUGAAAAACAGGAAGAUACAGAAGAUCAUCCUGAGACUCCAGAAGCUGCCUCUGAGAGUAAAGAGUCAGAACGGAAGACCCCCCCUCCCACCGGGCCUCCUGCUGUCACAGUUGUAGCUCCAGAGGCAGUAUUGCCAUCACCUGAGAAGGCGCCAGUAGGUGAAAAAGCAGGGGAGGUGCCUUUGGUGACAGAAGAGAAGCCCAGGGAGCAGGCCUCUGCCUCAGAAGAAGCAAAGCCUGUGUCAGAGCGGGCUCCCGCUGCGGUGCAGCCGACUGAGCUCGGCGACCUGCCCCUGGCAGCCGACACCAGUCAAGAGGCUGCCAGGGCUCCAUCAGUUGUUGAAGAAAGUUCACCAGUUGACCCGCUGCCUUAUCUGGACACCAAGCCUCCAACUCCUGGGGCCUCAUUUUCCCAGGGAGAGGUCACUGUAGACCCAGAACCUGACAGCACCCAACCGCUUUCAAGACCAGCUCAGAAGCCUGAGGAAGCUGAUGAGCCAAAAGGGGAAAAGCCAAACUCAGCUGCUAACGUUGAGCCCAGUGCAAAUCAAAAAGCUGAAGUUGUCCCUGAGGUUCAGCCUCCGGCUUCUGAGGACAUUGAGGUUGAUCCUCCAGUUGCCACGAAAGAUAAGAAGCCAAACAAAAGUAAGCGUUCCAAGACCCCCGUUCAGGCUGCCACAGUGGGUACCAUGGAGAAGCCUGUCACGCGAAAGAGUGAGCGGAUAGACCGGGAGAAACUCAAGCGGUCCAAUUCCCCGCGGGGAGAAGCACAGAAGCUUUUAGAAUUGAAGAUGGAGGCAGAGAAGAUUACAAGGACUGCCUCUAAAAAUUCCACGGCAGACCCGGAACACCCAGAACCAAGCUUGCCCCUCAGCCGAACCAGGCGCCGGAACGUGAGGAGUGUCUAUGCCACCAUGGGAGACCACGAGAGCCGCUCUCCCGUCAAGGAGCCCGUGGAGCAGCCACGAGUGACCAGGAAGAGACUGGAGCGAGAGCUGCAGGAGGCUGCGGCGGUUCCCACGACCCCACGGAGGGGGAGGCCUCCGAAAACACGCCGUCGAGCUGAGGAGGAUGAGGAGACCGAGGCCAAAGAACCAGCUGAGACGCUCAAAGCAGCAGAGGGAUGGAGGUCCCCACGAGCCCAAAAAUCAGGAGCUGCUGGUGGCCCACAAGGGAAAAGAGGGAAAAACGAGCCAAAAGUUGAUGCUGAACGUCUGGAGGCUGCCACUGAGGUGAGUCCUCAGGUAAACGUGAAAGAAAAUAUUACAAAGUCCAAGGCUGAUAAAGAAGAAGCAGGAAGUGAACAGAAACGUGAUAAAAAAGAAGUUAGCACAGACAAAAAUGCACUGGAAGCCCCUGCAGUUGAAGUGGUAGAGAAAAAAACAGCCCCUGAAAAAAACUCCAAGUCAAAGAGAGGGAGAUCUCGAAACUCCAGGUCAGCAGCAGCAGACAAAUCUGCAAAUCUGAAAACUGCGGAUACCAGUGUGAGUCCCAGCGUGGCCACGGGCCCUGUGGGGCCGGCAGCGGAGAAGGAAGCUGAGGUGGUGGCAGGCCCUCCCGAGAAGAGCGAGAGUUCCCAGAAGGAGGGAACUUUAACUUUAGCUUCCCAGUUGAACAGUGAUCCGGCCCAUCCGGAGAAGGAACGGGAAGAGAAGGGAGACGUGUCUGCCACCACGCCGUCCCCAGAACCAAAUCAGUUAGCCAAGCAGAUGGAGCUGGAGCAGGCCGUGGAGAACAUCGAGAAGCUCACUGAGACCACCUCCGCGGCCUUCAAGGCGGCAGCCACAGAUGCGCCAAAGGGCCUCUCCACGGAGGAUGGGGACAAGCCAGCGCACCAAGCAAGCGAAACAGAACUGGCCGCAGCCAUUGGCUCCAUCAUCAAUGACAUUUCUGGGGAGCCAGAAAACUUCCCAGCAGCAGCCCCUUACCCCGCAGAACCGCAGGCAGAUCUGCAGCCCCGCCCUCAAGUGCUGCAACCCCCUGGGGAGGGAAUGGAGCCUGAGACCAAUGAGGCUGUGUCUGGCAUCUUGGAGACCGAGGCUGCCGCGGAAUCUUCGGGGCCACCAGUCAGUACCCCUGACGCCUCAGCAGGCCCAGCAGAUACCAAGGAAGCUGGAGGGAACAGCAGCGAGCCCUCCCAGCCUGUGCCAGAAGCCAAAGGGUCAAAAGAGGCGGAAGUCCCUCUUGCCCGGAGAGAGAAAGGGCGCCAGAAGACAACUCGAUCACGCCGCAAACGGAACACAAAUAAGAAAACAGGGAGCGCUACAGAGACCCACGUCCCUGAACCUGACCAAGGUCAAAGCAAGAGUCCUGCUACAAGUGAAGGGACAGCGGCGCCACCCCCAGAAAUGCCACAGGAAGAGAAGCAGCAAGAAAAGCCCCAGUCCGCUCCGCCUGAGUCCUGUGCUUCUGACCCAAGCAAGACUCCACCCGUGGAGAGCUUGUCCCAGGAAAGCAGCGUGGAAGAAAAGACACCAACCAGAGCAUCUGCACCCCCAGACCUUCCUCUGCCCUCCCAGCCAGCGCCAGUGGAGGAUGAACCUCAAGCCAGAUUCAAGGUGCAUUCCAUUAUUGAAAGUGACCCAGUGACGCCACCCAGCGACUCCAGCACACCCACCCCCCCAAUUCCUUCUGUAACUGCAGCAAAGCUCCCACCUCCUGUUGCCUCUGUGGGGGUCCCACAUCAGAGCCCCCCUGCUAAGGUCACUGAGUGGAUCACACGGCAGGAGGAGCCUCGGGCUCAGUCCACCCCAUCUCCAGCUCUUCCCCCAGACACAAAAGCUUCUGACAUUGACACCAGCUCCAGUACACUGAGGAAGAUCCUCAUGGACCCCAAAUAUGUCUCCGCCACUGGCGUCACUUCCACGAGUGUCACAACUGCCAUCGCAGAACCCGUCAGUGCUGCCCCUUGCCUGCAUGAGGCCCCCCCACCUCCUCCAGUUGAAACUAAAAAGUCUCUUUUAGAAGAAAAACCAGCAGCUCCAGUAACCAACACCUCUGACACACCGGCCCCAGAGGCUCCAGCAGCCACUGAAAAGGAGAAGGUGGCUCCAGUCAUUGCUCCCAAAAUUACUUCUGUUAUCAGUCGGAUGCCUGUGAGCAUUGAUUUGGAGAACUCGCAAAAGAUCACCCUGGCAAAACCAGCUCCUCAAACCCUGACUGGCCUGGUGAGCGCUCUGACAGGCCUGGUGAACGUGUCCCUGGUCCCGGUGAAUGCCCUGACCGGCCCAGUGAACGCCCUGAAAGGCUCUGUGAAGGGCCCGGUGACCGCGCUGAAAGGUUUGGUGAACACUCCUGCCGGCCCCGUGAACGUGCUGAAGGGGCCUGUGAACGUGCUGACGGGGCCCGUGAACGUUCUCACCACCCCAGUGAAUGCCGCCGCAGGCACCGUGAACGCCACUGCGGGCGCCGUGAAUGCAGGCGCAGUGACAGUCACAGCUGGUGCAGUGAGCGCUGCCUCUGGCAGUGUGACUGCCACAACAGGUGCGGUGACUGUGGCAGGUGCAGUGCUUACGCCAUCAGCAAAGUGCAAACCCAGACCGAGCACUAAUGAAAACAGUCGGUUCCACCCGGGGUCUAUGUCUGUGAUUGACGACCGGCCGGCAGACACGGGCUCUGGUGCCGGCCUGCGUGUGAACACAUCCGAAGGGGUCGUGCUCCUGAGCUAUUCAGGGCAGAAGACUGAAGGCCCGCAGCGGAUCAGUGCCAAGAUUAGCCAGAUACCCCCCGCCAGUGCAAUGGACAUCGAGUUUCAACAGUCGGUGUCCAAGUCCCAGGUCAAACCUGAUGCCGUUGCACCUGCGCAGCCUUCCCCCAAAGGCCCCCAGGCUCCUUCGGGCUAUGCAAACGUGGCCACCCAUUCUACGCUGGUCCUGACUGCCCAGACGUACAACGCAUCUCCUGUGAUUUCCUCUGUGAAGGCUGAUCGUCCGUCCCUGGAGAAGCCCGAGCCCAUUCACCUCUCUGUGUCCACGCCUGUCACCCAGGGUGGCACAGUGAAGGUUCUCACCCAGGGCAUAAACACGCCCCCGGUGCUGGUUCACAACCAGCUGGUCCUCACCCCAAGCAUAGUCACCACUAAUAAAAAGCUUGCUGACCCCGUCACCCUCAAAAUAGAGACCAAGGUCCUCCAGCCAGCUAACCUGGGGUCUGCUCUAACUCCCCACCACCCUCCUGCUCUGCCCAGCAAACUGCCUACGGAAGUGAACCAUGUCGCCUCGGGGCCUAGCACCCCAACAGAUCGAACAGUUUCCCAUUUGGCAGCCACGAAGCCAGAUGCACAUUCUCCUCGACCCAGUGGGCCUGCUCCAGCCCCAUUCCCGAGAGCGUGCCACCCCAGCAGCACCGCGUCCACCGCGCUCUCCACCAACGCCACAGUCAUGCUGGCUGCGGGCAUUCCUGUGCCUCAGUUCAUCUCUAGCAUACACCCAGAGCAGUCUGUCAUCAUGCCACCCCACAGCAUCACCCAGACCGUGUCCCUCGGCCACCUGUCCCAGGGCGAGGUGAGAAUGAACACUCCCACGCUGCCCAGCAUCACCUACAGCAUCCGGCCGGAGACCCUUCACUCUCCGCGGGCCCCUCUGCAGCCCCAGCAGAUUGAGGUCAGGGCCCCGCAGCGUGCGGGCACACCCCAGCCAGCCACGGCGGGGGUGCCAGCCCUGGCCCCCCAGCACCCCCCAGAGGAAGAAGUGCAUUAUCACCUCCCUGUCGCUCGAGCGACAGCCCCUGUGCAGUCGGAGGUGCUGGUCAUGCAGUCCGAGUACCGACUGCACCCAUACACCGUGCCCCGCGACGUGAGGAUCAUGGUGCAUCCACACGUGACGGCGGUCAGCGAGCAGCCCCGGGCGGCCGACGGGGUCGUGAAGGUGCCACCGGCGAGCAAGGUCCCUCAGCAGCCCGGGAAGGAUGCCACCAAGACCGCAGAUGCCAAAGCCACCCCGGCCCCUGCCCCCCACAGUGAGGCCCGCAUCCUCACAGUCACCCCCAGCAACCAGCUCCAGGGACUGCCCCUCACCCCGCCUGUGGUGGUGACCCACGGGGUACAGAUCGUGCACUCCAGCGGGGAGCUGUUCCAGGAGUACAGAUAUGGAGACAUCCGCACCUACCACAGCCCUGCACAGCUCACGCACACACAGUUUCCUGCUGCCGCCCCCAUCGGUCUACCUCCUCGGACCAAGGCUCCCGCUCAGGGCCCAGCUCCUGAAGGUGAGCCCCUACAGCCCACUCAGCCUGCGCAGUCUACACAGCCUGUCCAGCCUGUGCAGUCCACACAGCCUGCGCAGCCCACGCAGCCCUCCCAGCUCAGUCAGCCGGGCCAGCCUCCAAGCAGCAAGAUGCCUGCGGUCUCCCAGGAGGCGAAGGGGACGCAGACAGGAGCAGAACAGCCUCGUCUCCCGACCAUCCCUGCAAACAGGCCAGCUGAGCCUCAUGCCCAGGUUCAGAGGGCGCAGGCAGACCCGAGUCAGACCUCCUACCCCUCCCCUGUGUCUGUCUCCAUGAAGCCUGACCUCCCGGCCGCUCUCCCUGCUCAGGCUGCCCCAAAGCAGCCAUCGUUUGUCCCCACGACCUCAAGCCCCAGCACCCCUCCAGGACUGGCUCUGACGCACACGGAAGCCCAGGCCACCCCCAAACCAGAUUCUACUCCACACUUGACUUCCCAGAGGCCCGUGGACAUGGUCCAGCUUCUGAAGAAGUACCCCAUCGUGUGGCAGGGCCUGCUGGCCCUCAAGAACGACACAGCCGCGGUUCAGCUCCACUUCGUUUCCGGCAACAACGUCCUGGCCCAUCGGUCUCUGCCGCUCUCUGAAGGAGGCCCCCCGCUGAGGAUCGCCCAGAGGAUGCGGCUGGAGGCCUCCCAGCUGGAAGGGGUUGCGCGGAGGAUGACAGUGGAGACAGAUUACUGUCUGCUGCUGGCUCUGCCCUGUGGCCGCGACCAAGAGGAUGUCGUGAGCCAGACCGAGUCCCUCAAGGCGGCCUUCAUCACUUAUCUGCAGGCCAAGCAGGCAGCAGGAAUCAUCAACGUUCCCAACCCUGGCUCCAAUCAGCCCGCCUACGUGCUGCAGAUCUUCCCGCCCUGCGAGUUCUCGGAGAGCCACCUGUCCCGUCUGGCCCCGGACCUCCUAGCCAGCAUCUCCAACAUCUCUCCCCACCUCAUGAUCGUCAUCGCCUCUGUGUGAGCCCCGAACAGGCCCCCUCGGUGCGCUGGCCCGGGGCCCUGCGGCAGGAACACGGACCCAGGACGGCCCGGCCCGGCGGGGGCAGGAGCUGCCGCAGGGGCCGCCCUCCACUGCCGGACGCCAGCCUCGCCCUCGAGCCCGACCCCUCUGGGCAGUGGUGCUGCUGCUUGUACGUUUACAUGACAUUUAGCCCAAGGACAGACACCGCCCGCUGGACUCUGCAGACACCUUGAGGCUGGGUUUCUCUCCUCCUUUUGGAGAAAAGGAACUGGGCAGUGGAAUUAAUUUUUCGUUGUUUUUGUUUUUAAGAAACAAAACAGAACUGCCUUUGCACUAAAUUAGUGACUUGGACUUUUGCACAGUGAGGAUGGGCUGUGACACUCGGGAUGUCUGGGUGCACCUGAACUUGCAUCGAGGAGCUACCGCAGGCCUUCAGGCCUCUGCUGAAACACUGGGGUCAAGGAACAUUUCAUUGGGUUGUUUUGUCCCCACCCCGCCCUUCCCCUUGCUCAUUGGAUGUGUCACCUCUCUCAGUUCUCCUGCCGCCACCAUCUGUGAUUCACCCAGAUGUACAGUUUACAAUCAAAAAGGAGCAAACAGAAGGAUUUUCUUUCCUGGUGGGAUAUGCAGAACUUGGGAUGUGUGUAUAUAUAAAUAUAUAAUAUAUAUAAAUAUAUAUAAAACUGACUUAAAAAAAAUCGAAUUCCCCUGACAUACAUUUUUUUUAAUCUGUGCCAAAAAUGUGUUUUCAGAGAAAAUCUUAUUUUCAUACUCAGACUUUGUAUUGUCACUCAUUUGUAUAAGUGCGCUUCGUUACAGCACGGGCCCGGCCCCCGCAAUCUGGAAGUGUCACACACACAGACUGGCGUCCCUUCUGUUACCUUGACCUCUCCCCCCAGACUUCCUAACACGUAUUAAUUUAUGAAACUGGUUUUCUCAGCGCAGUUUUGUUUUGUGUGUCCAUUGGAUUACAAACUUUAUUAAAAAAUACAAAACAC